ACUGGUAGUACUGCUACUGUCAUGCUGUUGCAUCCUCGUUCCACCCCAGUGAAAGAAAGCACUUCCCGACGACAGAGGCCACUACGGGAACCGACUGCCUACGGAGUCUUGCGAACCAAACGGCGUACCACACAACAGCAAUGAAUUCCUCGGCGUCGAGACUGCGGAUUCCAGCGCGCCGGUGGAGGCGGUGCCGAGCGGACCAACGGUGGCCAAGAACGAAUCCGAAUGCGAAUGCGAAUGCACCGGCACCGGCACCUGGCCCUUUUCCCCGCUUGCCGGUAUGUGCGGGCCGGAAUGCGUGUGCCCGGUGGUUUUCGGUCGACGCGUCKUCGUCGUCGUCAUCGACCACGCUGGCCUUUGACCGGGACCUGAAGCGGAAACAACGGGACAACGCCGCGAGGUCCAAAAAGGCGUGGCGGUCGGCGCCACCGAAGGGGAGCGGCGAGAAAGGCGGCGACAACAACGACGACGACGACGACGACGCGGUGGACUACGAUUAUUUCCGGAACGAAAUGGCCGCCCGGCUGGUCGACCGUUUGGACGACAUCAAGCGGGCGGAGGGCUUCCCGCUGGCCCUGGACAUUGGCGCGGGAGGGGGGCACAUCUACCGGGCGAUCUGUUCCGACGACGCCUUCGAGGGAGAGGGCGGGAUCGGCGGCGUCCGAAAGAUGGUCCUGCUCGAUUCGAGCGCCGGCAUGCUGGGCACAAACGACGGCGACGACGACGACGGCGACGGCGAGCACAUCGAGGGGUCCCACCGGUGCGGUGCGUACAAGCUGCACGCCGACGAGGAGGAAGACCUUCCGUUUCCCGACGGGACCUUCGAUCUCGUGAUGAGUUCGCAGGCGAUUCACUGGGUGAACGACCUGCCCAAGCUCUUCCGGGAGGUCCACAGGGUCCUCAAGCCCGACGGGUGUUUCAUGUUUUCGAUGAUCGGGGGCGCGACGCUCCCGGAGCUCCGGGUCUCCAUGGUGCUCGCGGAACUGGAGCGGGAGGGCGGGGUCGGCGCCCACGUCGGUCCCUUCGUCGAGCUCUCCGACGUGGGCUCCCUGAUGCAGAACGCCGGGUUUUCCCUGCCGACGAUCGACGUCGACACGGUUCGGAUCUCCUACCCGAGCGCGCCCGUUCUGAUGGAACACCUGCAGCGGAUGGGCGAGGGAAACGCYUCCGUCCGGCGGCGGGAGCACACCGGGAGGGACGUCUUUCUGGCGGCCUCGUGCAUCUACGACGAGCUGUACCCCCUCGGAGAUCCGGGGGGAGACGGCGGGGGAGAGGUCGAGGCGACCGCGCAGGUGAUCUUUGCCAUCGGGUGGACCCCCCACGCCUCCCAGCAAAAGCCGGAACCCCGGGGGAGCGCCACCCACCGCAUCGGAGACGUGGUCACCGUUACCGAGCACAAGGGGGAAGACGAAGAUAAACCCUAGGGCGGAAGUGGCAGGUUCCACGGCCCCCGGUGCCUUGGUUGUUGCAGCGAUGCAGCGGGAUGGCAACGGCAAUUCAAUGCUCUUCCAUAUCAAUACUAGUAAUCGCAGGCCUUUCUCUAGAACCCGAGUUUCGCAUCCACCGGUGGGGGGGAGCAGAACUAGAAGUGCGUAACAACCAUGUCGUGCCGGUACAGGUGGUGCUUGGUUUGUGGUUGCAGUGAUUGUUUUCCGGUUUUCUGCUCGUACGUACUGGUACUACCGUUCCUGCACAGAUGUGAUGGUACCGUACAUGUAGUAUAUAUUUAUAUGUAU
Pseudo-nitzschia multistriata is the source of this 1739-nucleotide messenger RNA. NCBI's taxonomy places the organism in Eukaryota, Bacillariophyta, Bacillariophyceae, Bacillariales, Bacillariaceae. The record is from the annotation of a GenBank genome assembly.